AUGUCAGACGUAGAACCUGACCUAUCCGAGAGCGAUGAUGCACGAUCGGAAACCACCGAUUACUCGUACAGCAAAUCGGAGGUUGCGGCAACUUCCGAACUAUUUGCCAUCCAGCAGUCCUUACUCCAUCAAGUUGAAGAUAUAAUACCACCGUCAACAGACUCGCUAUUGGAAAAUCUCAGUCUGAAGCAUCUCUGCUCCUUUGAUGGAUCAACCUUAAAAAUAAUUCCACCAAAACAACCUGCAAAUGCGCAAGACUUUAAGCUUGACGUGGAAACUCUUCGAGAGUCAUUGGGAGCUGUACCUGUCAGAAGAUUAGAAGUCUCACACGUUGUCUGCACUGAAUCUGAUUUGGCCAAUUGCAUCUCUGCUUUUGAUUUGGAGGAGCUUGCUCUUCGUGGCAUAGCCUUUGAUAAAAUUUCACUUGAAGCGAUUCUACAAGUGGUUUCAGGGCUGUUUACCGGGAUAGUAGAAUUGGCCUUGAACGCUCUCAACCUGCAUUCAAAUCCAAAGAAUGUCCAAGCUCUCUCCAGAUUCAUAACCACCAACAAAACCGUCAAACGUCUCUACAUUACCGAGAAUGGAUUCGAUGAUGAUUCUAUCAGUGGUAUUGCAGCAAGCAUACAGAAAAACACGUCGUUGGAGUUACUAGACGUUAGUGCCAACGAUUUUUCAGACCGGGGUGCAAUGCAGUUGAGCGCAGCUAUGCGGGCAAACACCACAUUGUCACGGCUGCAUAUGAAACGUAACGACAAAGUGACACCCAAGACUGCAGUGCAUAUCUUCCAAGCUCAUAAAGGGAGGAUACGAUUCUUGUUGACUCAAGGUUCCAAGUCUGAUGAGUGGACUUUUCCAGAACCUAUUCCGGGUCAAGUUAAGGUCCCUCUAUCCAACGGGCUAUCAGGGGCUGUAGGGGGAUACGAAUUUGCAAAGCUGUUGCAGGAGAUGAAGAGUGGAGAUUCGGUCUUUUCUGUCAAUUUCGGCAACAACAAUAUUGAUGAUGACGGAGCUGCUGCUGUGGGACAACAGCUGAAGAAUGAUACCAAACUAGUAUCUCUUGAUUUACACAGAAAUAAAAUAGGAUAUGCAGGCAUGGAAGUGAUUGCCCUGGGGCUGGAGGCCAAUACGACGUUAAUGUCGUUGGAUUUGAGCCACAACAAUAUUGGGAUGACUGGAGCUUAUUACGUUACCAGAAUUAUAUCAAAGAAUCGAACACUGAAAUAUCUCGACCUGUCGGCAAACCGAAUGUCUGAUUCUGGCAUUGAAAAGCUUGCAUCGGCUCUCAAAAGCUGUGAAUCUUUAAUAUCUCUGGCAUUGCGCUCAAACCAUAUCAAAGUUGUUGGAGCGGUGUGUCUGGCCAAGAAUCUGCCGCCACACCUCACCAUCUUGGACUUGAAGUACAAUACGAUUGGUAAUGAGGGUGCUCUAGCAUUUGCAGCACUAUUAAAGGAGAACAAGUCCUUGGUCAAGCUAGACUUGGCUGGUAAUGAGAUCGGGGAUGAGGGGGCUGAAGCGUUGAGUUUGGCGUUGCUGGAAAAUGAUACAAUGUUGGAUCUGUCGUUAGGAGUGAAUACAAAGGAAUUCAUCGUGAACGUCGACGCCAAUAUUGGCAAGGCGCCAGCCCCCAAAGGCACUGCGCAGGUGCAAGUGCCCGCAGGCAGGAGGCAGUCCGUGCCAACGGUGAUACGACACAAGGGGAUGUCAUCGAAUACGAUUUCCGAGGUUGUGUCGGCAUAUGUAGCGGGGAGUAUUGCUCUAGUCGCUGAUGCCUUCCACAUGUUGUCGGAUGUCUUGUCCUUGAUUAUCGCAUACUACGCCAUCAAGCUCGCCGCUCGAACUACUCGAGGACCAAAGUUCUCUUAUGGAUGGCAGAGAGCUGAAGUAUUGGGUGCGCUGGUAAACGGAGUCUUUUUAUUGGCACUGUGCUUUACCAUCGUCAUAGAAGCUCUGCAACGAUUCGCACAGCCUGUCCGUGUUGAGAGGCCGAUAUUAGUAUUAAUUGUGGGCUCAGCUGGUCUGGGAAUGAAUUUGGUUGGACUGCUACUCUUCCAUGAACAUGCUCAUGGACAUUCGCACUCGCAUGGCGACAGUCAUAAUCAUAAUCACGUUGACGAUCAUCUCGAAGAUGAGGAAGAAGCAAAUGCUCCCAUAGUAACCCAUAGUCGUCGCUCCAGUUAUCUGAAUACCCAAGAUGGUCCACUAUCUAGCUUAUCACUAUACCCGGCUCAAGCUAGAGCUGAUAUCAUAAAUGCUGCUGAAAUACUCAGUCAUCGAGACCUCGCAGAUGCAAACCCUCAUCCAGAACCUGGUGCUGGAUUUAGAACUGAAACUAUCUUGAAAAUGUCUCCUGCACUUCCUCAUAACGCACAAAAGUCUCCAUCAUUCUCAAACAAGACCUCAGCCAUAAAUGGUCGAGCUUCUAAAGAUACACAUGUCCACAAUCAUGAUGACCACGACCACGAUCAUGCUGAACAUCAGCACUCACAUAGUCCAGACCACGAACACGAGCAUUCUCACUGUGAUAAUGAUCAUGCUAAUCACAAUCACUCUCACGAUGGCCACAAACAUCACGACCACGAUCACGAUGAAAAGAAGGCUCAUGGAGGAGGACACUUGAAUAUGCAAGGAGUCUUUUUACACGUGUUGGGUGAUGCUAUGGCAUCGAUUGGCGUCAUAAUAUCUGCACUCAUCAUCAUCUUUGCCGAUGGUGAUUGGAAGUAUUAUGCAGAUCCAGCUAUAUCUAUAGUCAUCACCAUCGCCAUCUGCUCAUCAACUAUACCUCUGGUUCGAAGUGCUGCCUUCAUACUGUUGCAGGGUGUACCGCACUCUGUGCCUAUAGAAGUAUUGAGGACUCGCAUACUAAAAUUAGAAGGAAUUAUAGAUGUGCACGAGCUGCACGUAUGGCAGCUCUCAGAUACAAAAGCCAUUGCUUCAGUACAUGUCAUUGUACAGGCUCCCUUCACAACUGCUUAUGGAUCUAUACCACCAGAUUAUAUGGCCAUAGCAUCUAGAGUAAAGCAACUCUUACACGAAUAUGGUAUCCACUCUACCACGGUUCAGCCAGAGUUCUUUUAUUCCAAGGGUAAAAGUGUCAGUGAGGGACGAAGUAGUCCUGGAUCUGAACCUCCACACAUGGACCUCAUCGAUAUCGUCGACAAGAAUACUCUUGUCGAACAAACAUGCUUAUUACGUUGCGAGGAAGACUGCAUAGAGAGUAUGUGUUGUCCUGCACCCGCUACUGCCAAAGUAUCACCGGCAAACGAUCUACCUUGA
Molecule: messenger RNA, 3273 nt
Organism: Synchytrium microbalum
Lineage: Eukaryota; Fungi; Chytridiomycota; Chytridiomycetes; Synchytriales; Synchytriaceae
Exons: 15
Coding region: 1-3273 (1090 amino acids)
Biological process (GO): zinc ion transmembrane transport; intracellular zinc ion homeostasis
Cellular component (GO): membrane
Molecular function (GO): zinc ion transmembrane transporter activity; protein binding
Source: RefSeq, a predicted model, not a curated record